UGUGCCGGGUGUGUCGGCACACUGGCAGGCGCUUCUUACCCUAGAAUUGCUCUUUGUCGCUUCGUUUAACCAGUUCAUGCGUCUCUUGGCCACUGAAGCUGUUUGGUGUUCUUCUGGAAAGUCCACGUCCUCCUGGGAUCUGGAUGAGAGGAGCGAGACAGCGUCUGUUUCCGCAUUUGCGAGAGUCUGCGGAACUGCAUGCGCGGAACACGAAUGCUGGACGAGGAUCGUCUGUUGGCAUUCCUGACCAAGCUUGCCACUCUUUUCUCAGCAAAUGGAAAGGCACCUGCCUCUGUCCUUGUUCCAACUCUGUCUGCGCUAAAAAUCGCGAUUUCAUGGGCUCAAAAUGUCCGUGUUUUCAUCCGUUUCUGUCGGGGCCGGCUAGCCGGAGCCCUGACAACUUGCUCUUGGCAGCAUGACUUUCGUUCGCAAGCUUCCCCCUCCGGCCUUCGUCUGCAAAAUUGAUGCCGCAGUGUAAGCACCAGGGACUUUUCUCGAGUGAAAAACUGCGUCUUCGUCGUUCCCCUCCCUUCUUGGCGGUGUAAUUCCCGUGGCGCGCCUGGCGCAUGCUCUCGAGUCGGUUUCUCCCGUUCUGCGUCCGGCGACAGUCCGUGUCGCCAUGACCCCUCGUUCUUCACUUCCCUGUCGCUUCCACCUUUCCCUUUGGCGACGCCUCUUUCCCAGUCCCGUUUGCUGUUUCGGUCUGUCCGUCUUUCCGGCUCUUUUUCUCACCCGCGGUCCGUUCACAUCUCACGUCACUCUCGUGGAAACGCGCUUGCUUCAUAUUACCGACACAGCGCGUUCCUUGCCCAUCUCAGCUUCCUACUGGUCUCUGUUCGUCUGUCCUUUUCCUUUGACUGUCUGACGGCUGCCCACCAGCAACCCAAAGACGAAUCUCGCGACGCCUGUGUGGUUUCUGGGGCUUCGUCGUAUGCGCUGCUGCGAAAUCCGAGAUAACGCGGAGAGAAAACGACUACUCUGAUGCUAGGACGAGCUGUCCCCUCGCAUUCGGAGAAAAAGUGCCUGGAGGAGUCAUCGUCGAACGCAGUCUCUCACUGUCUUGAAAGGUGAAUCGACCGCGGGCGAGCUUCAGAACAAUUGUAGUCUGUAGGCUGUGAGAGGCGGAGACUCGAUGCGGAGCGUCGGUUACCGGGGAGCAGCAGGCACAGGAAAGAAAGGAGGAAGCAACGAAGGAACUUUUAGAGUUCAAUCGGCUGCCUCCGAGCCAUGAAAGGAAAUCGAUCCGCCCUUCAUUUCGAACGUGAGAGCGACAAAAGGUUCUUUUCGCUGGGUGUCUUUCGCUCGCGUUCUGCUUGUCUUCCUUUCGUUUUCGACGAGAGGGGAAACGUUUCUGUGGGCAGGCACAUUAGAGGGACAUCUAGACGUCCUUCGAUCAUGGCAUCCUGAAGACCGCGGUUCCGACUGUAGCGAGAGGAGAAGCGACGCGUCACGGCUCUUUGCGCAGGUGACGUUUCCUCCUCGACAGCGCCUCGCUCUGCUUUUCACCCUCGCACAUUCAUUCGAAGCGAGCAGGCCGAGACACAUGCCCCGGAAAAGCAGUGAAGUCUACUUCUCCUUCUCCUCCCCAACCUCGGAAACGCCAUGGCGAGGUUUUGCGGAUCUCCGCCUCCUUGCUCACCCAAGGAGAGACCUGACGACAGACCCUCCCCUUCCUCUCCGCCGUCACUGUCUUCGUCAGCUCCACUGUCUUUGAGGGCGUCAGUCUCGCCUGCUUCUCCGUCCUCUCGUUUGUCUUUCCCUCCUAUCUCCGAUCUCUCUUAUUACUCCUCUCGCUCUCCGCCUUCUUCCUCUGCCUUCUCUUCUUCCUCGUGCGCUUCAGUGGCGCUUCUGAUCGAUGAAGAGGAAAUGGCGUCGCCGUUCUCUCACGCUGGCCCCGCGUCUCAUCCAGAGUCUCCCUCGCGCAUUUCUGCAAUUCUCCGGACUCUCGUUCACCACGGAUGGCUCUCGAGAAAAACCGGCAUGGGUGUGCAGCAAAGCGAAGACGCAAGCGAAAAGCCGCAAACGGAAGAGACGCACCCUGCAGUUUCGUCCCUCUCUCCGCCUACCUCAAGCGCAUGCGGUGAGACACAGGCGGCUCACACUGAUGGCCGCGAGCAGCGGCGGAGUCUCCUCGGUCCCGCAACAAAGUCAAACGCCGUUCCAGGUGUCUCCGAAUGCCCCUCCCUUUGUUUGUACGAGUCUCCCUCUGACGGCGCCUCCGUCUCUCUUUCACCUCCUGGCGAGGACGGCGCUCCUCCCGUGUCUUCGCGUUUGCCUGCAUGCUCCUCCAGUGAAGGACGCCGUCUCCGUGAUUUUGACGCUUCUGUCCCCAGAGAGUCUCCUCCCGCGUUUCCCUUUUACUCGACGCAUCCGAGCCUUUUAGUUCUUCCCUGUGGGCGCCUGGCGACAGACGAAGAGCUCUGCUUCUGCCACACUGCUGGUUACGUUUCCCGCGUCGAGUCCGUUUUUCCUUCCUUGGGAUCCUCUCUGCCGAGAAAGGCCGCGAAGGCGGGGGCGGCGAAGGGGCGAGGCGUUCCAGGGGAGAAGGAGAAGAAGGCGCUGCAUGCGUCGCUGCCAGAUCGUUUCAAGAAGGGCAGGAGAUGGUCUUCUCACAAUGUAGACACGGAUAGUAAGUCGACGUCUUGUCAUUCUCCCUCUGCCGCGUCUUCGGCAGAUUCGAGUUUGUCUGCUCAAAGUUCUGCGUCCUCUCCGUCUUCGCGUGCGUCUUUCCCUCUUCCUUCUUCUCUUUCUGUCGUCUCGGUCUCAGAAACGCCGCCCUCGCCGUUCUCACGCCUGAACGCCGCAUCGGCAGACUCUUCCAGCAACGCCUUCGACUGUCACCUUUCCACGCACCCCAGGAGUCUCGACGGUACGCAACCGGCUCUGUUUCCAGGAAGUUGUGGAGGAGAAGGGAACUCAGGACAUCCAGUGUCCAGGUCCGAGGCACUCUGUGAAGCGGAGACAGUCGCGUCGAGCGAGGUGCAUGCAACGCCUCUUGCGGAGGUCACACGCGCUCCAGGCACAGGCUUCGGGGGUGCAGCAGCAGCGCGAGAAGAAGAGAAGAGCGAGAAGAGAGAGGCCGUAUUUCCUUGCUCUUCGCCGGUGUCUCUGUCCGUCUUGUCGACCGCGCCCUCGACCGUCGCCUCCCUGGAAGAAUCUAGCGAUGCCCGGACUGCAUGCGACGCGUACGCAGCUUCUUUGGAAGCUGAACCAUGUGCGGUGACAGACGCGAAGCCGAGCGCUGCUCUGCCACCAGCGCUCGCCGUUUCGUCUUCCUGCGAGUCUCAUUUGUCUUCUGAGGUGACAGAGGAGCUGGGGAACAACGGCCCGGCGUCGCCGGCGCUGCCGCAGUUCGUCAAUCUCUUCGGAGGAGACACCUUCAUCUGUCCCCGCACACCCCACACUGCGCGCCUGGCUGCAGGCGCCGCCCUCGAGCUUUGCGACCUCAUCUACGGGUCCCCCACCGUCGAGAGACACAAGGAGACUCGCCGCAAGAGACAGGGGCUCAGGCGGAAGGAAAGCAAGGGAGAGAGACACGCUGAGCGACACCGUGAGAGACAGCAGCAGGGGGGACGUCAAGAGAGACAUCUCGAAGGAGACGAAGAGCUGAAGGCGAGAGAGGGCGAAACGGAGGCGCGAUUGGCAUCUGGCGUCUCCGACGAAGGGGGACGCGGGGCCUGUUCUGGUGUGUGUGACGGGCGAGACAAGCAGGACAGUGAGAGGGAAGAUGACACACCAGCAGCGACAGAAGAACAUGGCGGAGAAGAUAGACGAGAUGACACACCAGCAGCGACAGAAGAACAUGGCGGAGAAGAUAGACGAGAUGGCCCCAAUGAACAGCGCCAAGAGAACAAAGUGAAACGUGGUUUUGCGAUUAUUCGUCCGCCUGGCCAUCAUGCAUGCUCGCAUGAAGCAGCGGGUUUCUGCAUCUACAACAAUGUCGCCCUCGCCGCGAACUAUCUUCUCGCAAAUCACGGCUUGUCUCGAGUCGCGAUUCUUGACUGGGAUGUGCACCACGGCAACGGGACUCAGGACUUGUUCUAUAACUCUUCCUCCGUCCUGUAUUUGUCUGUCCAUCGGUUCGAAAAAGCCAAGCCAGUCUCCGCUUCGCAUGGAGAGGCGCUCCACGCCUCCCCGUCUCCUGGCGCAGGCGCCGCCGGCCCCAGUCCAGAGUCCCCGCGCGCUUCGGACUCUCCGGCAGCGUCGGGCGCCGCCUUCUACCCUGGCACGGGGUCUCUGACGGAGACAGGUGUCUCUGUGGGGCGCGGGUACACGAUCAACGUCCCGCUGUCCAGGGGCUACACGGAUGGAGACAUGUUUUGGGUAUUCUGUGGGGUCAUCGCACCCGCGCUCACGGCCUUCCGACCGCAGGCGAUCCUCGUCUCUGCAGGCUUCGAUGCAGCUGCCGGCGACCCUUUGGGUGGCUGUCUCCUGUCUCCUGCGCUCUUUGCCUGGAUGACGAGGCAGGUGUGUCGCCUCGCCGACAUCCACUGCGAAGGGAAAGCUCUGUUCUUCCUCGAGGGCGGCUACCAGGGAGACGUUCUGGGAGCCUGUGUCGAGGCCUGCGUCGCUGCCCUGGUCAACCUUUCAGAAGAGAACAAGCCGGAGGAGAGGCACAGGCCCAAGGAGACGGCAGACACCGCGGAGGAUGCGGGAAAAGGCGAAGAGAAGCCGGUGAAGAGGAGAGAGAGUCCAAGGGGGGCGAGAGACAGGGGGAGAGAUUGCGUCGAUCAAACGGUACAACUCUGUCAAAAAGAGCGAAGGUCGAGGGACGAAAACGAGGCUGCAUGCAGCCGAUCUCUCCUCUCUGGAAGGCUGGGGGAGACCCUCGCUCGUCUCGAUUCGGGGAUUCUGCAAGGCGUCGAAGAGGGCGUUGAAUUGCCAUCGACAGAGGGUCCAAGUGCGUGUGGUUCACCUCCCUCGAUCUCGCUGCCGGCCUCGCUUCGCGUGCAUGCGAACCCACCAGGGUGGCCGCCCUUCCGCGUUUUGUCUCCGUCGUCGGCGUCUUUUCCUUCUCCGGCGUCUCCACUCUCGUCGUAUGCACUGCCCCGCCUCCUGGAAGAGCCUGUCGCGGCCUUCUGCCCAAAGUGUCGCCACCGCGUCCGCAAACGGACCAGCUUGUCGGCAACGUCUUCGGCUGGGGAGGCUUUGUCUCGAGGGGCUUCAAGGCGCGCUUCAGCAUGCAACUCUGAUCUGUCCUUCUUUGUCGAGAAACGCAAAGAGCCAAAGUUCGUUCCCGAACCGUUCCCGCCUGCAGAACGCUGGGUGGUGAUCCCCCCGAGCGCGGUCGACGUGGCGAUGCGGGACGCUGGGGACGUGGCUCGUUGGGCUCCAACCGCGACCGCGGAGACACCCCGCCGGAAGAAGGGCCGCGGGGACAGGAAGAAGAAGGGGGAGAAAGGCCGGAGCGAGGCGCGGAAGAGCGGGUCCCGGAACGCGAACUGCGAGGAGAGAGACAGUCACGAGGACGUCGCCCUACGCCUCCAAGGAAUCGCUUCUGAGGUUGAGACGGAGACUGGUCGAGCGACCCCUGUGUCUGUGUCCGAGUCGUGCCUGUCGCCCUGUUCGAAUGUCUUGCUUCCAGCGUUUCCGGCGGACUCAGCGCGCUUCGGAUCGACUCUUCGUAACCCUUGCCCGACCGUCCGGUCCCCAGGCGCUCUGUCGCAGGGUCAUGGCUUGCCCGCCGUUUGUCCCCAGUUCGGUUCGCGGCCCUCCUCGCCAUCGACUGUUCUCUCCCUCUCGCCCCUCUGCAAGGUGUGGGCGUCGUCGCCGGCCUCCCGGCCCACUGAGGUCUCUUCUGCAUGCGGACCGCUCAGCGACGAGGUUACGUCUCUCUGCCCUGGAUUUCGCUUAGAUGCAAUCGAAGAAGGAAGCCAAGAGAUGACAAAUUCUCAACUCCCGCAGGUUCUUGGAGCCCUCUCUGCGUCGUCGCUGGCGGCGACGCCAGGUCCCCAAUGUCCGACCUCUCCCGCGCUCGUCUGUGCGGCUUGUGGGGUGCCCCUGGAAACUGCGGAGACAGCUUUCCCCUCGUCUUGUCCAGCCUCGCCGACGCUGUCUUUUUCAUCCUUCUCUGCCGCCGCCUCGCCUGCGAGCUUCGUCGCGAGGCCGCGGAGUGGGUCGGUCUCGGAUCACGUGAGAGUGGGGAAAACGCAAAACGACGGAGGCAGACAGCUUCAGAAGUCGGUCGUCUGUCGGCAGGCGACCUACGACACUCUCCGGCUUGUCCGGAGAGUUCAUGCAGGCUCCCCGUUCUUUCUGCCUCCACUCCCGCCUCUCCCAAAGACAGUGAAAACGAAGAGCGUGGAGGCGGCCCGAGAGCAGACGGACGGCGACGCGGAAACCGCCGAACAGGUUUCACUGUGUCUCAGGGAAGGCGGCGACUUCCGCGACCAGGCGACGGACCAGCAGUCACUCGCGCAUGCACAGCCACCAGACAGCGCCAGCGAUGGGACCGAGACAAGGCACUCCACCCACGGAGUGAGAGGGUCCCGAGCCAGCGCGGCUCCUGAGCCUCGUCCGAAGACUCCUGACCUCUCUGCAACACCGUCCAUCGCGUCUCCGCUGGCAUCCUCGUGCUCGGCUCUAUCGUCGUCGGGGCCUCCACACACCUCUACGACUCCGUGCGGUUCCACGUCUUCUUUUUCUUCUUCGCUCUCUGUUUCUGCUUCGCUGCUGCCUGCGUCACGGACUCUGGCGAAUGUGCUACCGGCAGGUUUACUGUCGCAUGUGCGAGGCCGCAUCGUCGGCGGCCGAGCUCGCGGGGCGCGGGAAGAGAGCGAGGCGGCUCUCCAGAGGAACGAAACGAUCGAGCAAGGGCAACUCGUGAAGCUCUGCAACUGGGGUGAGGCUGCCUUCUACACUUGGGUGCAGAUGCACUCAAAGAAAGGGGAACCUGAGGAAACGGACUCCGGCGAAGACGUAACAGUGACGCUGCAGGCGCUCGAAACUCUCUUCGGGCGCCUUCAGCGUCCACGCAAGAACUCACGCGAGAACUCAGGCGAACUGCAGAGGAAAUCGAAGGAUGAGAAUCCGACGGGCAGCGAAACACUCGCCGUCCACACGACUCGGAUGCCUCGCCAGGAGGCAGUGCCGUCCGCUGUCCUCUCCUUUGAUCCUCAACAGGUCCUGGACCUUCUGCGGAUUCAGCCGGAUGGUGUCGCUAUCAGCGAGCCUCCGUCUGCCUCUUCCGUCGCUUCGGAUGCUCUGUCUCCUUCUUCUGUUUCGUCCGACGUCGCCACCGAGCUAGCCAAGUUCAUGCCUCGCUGCCACCGCGUCUUCUGGACGCAUGCGUGGGCACUGGCGGAGCCGCCGUCCACUCGGAAAACAAACUGCGAGGGAGGAAGGAAGAGGUGCCAUGGCGACGAAGGGAUGGGGGAGAAAGAAGGAGAGAGUCGACUGCCACGAAGCCCCACUGAGCCUCGCGAUGCUUCCGUCGCUGACGUCGACCGCAGAUCUCGUUCUGCGUUGAAUUCCUCUCAGCAGUCUGUGCCACAAGGCUCCUCCGGGGAGGCCUCGCGUUCUUCUUCUUCGUCGGCUUCUUCUUCUUGUCGCGGGAGUUCGGGGCCGGAGUCUCGCGGUGCUCCGUUGGCGUUUCCUGCCUCGUCUGCGUGCGGCUCGCGAUUUGCCUGCGCUGUGGCGUUGGCCGACCUCGCGCAGUUCGUCCGACCGUGCGUGAUGGAUAUAAAGAUGGGCAUCCAAAUGUACGACCCGAGCUGUACAGACGCUGGGAAGAUUCAGCGCAUGCAGGAGAAGGCGCGAGGCCGGUCGGUCGGCUCCCAUGGCUUCUUCAUUUGCGGUGUGUCGGCGGGGGCGGUCGACAGCGGGACUGCACGGGUCUCUGAGGAAAUUUCGACAGAAGCAGGCAAAUCGAAAGUUCUGGAGAGCGAGACGACGGAAGACUUGUGUGGCGGCUCCGAAGCGUGUGACGAGUGCAACAGGGGCGCAGCACAGGACGCCGGACAGGUCGCUCCUUCCUCUCUGAGGCCCUUUGUGUUGUCGUCGCAAGAGGCGUAUGCGGUGACUCAAGACGAGGCGUUCCUCCGCGUCUUCACAAACUUCUUCUGCGUCAAUAACUCGACCGAACUCGCUGCGAGGCUGAUCCGCAAGUGUCUGGGGAAGCUUGCGACUCUGCAAAGAUUCUUCGAGCGUCAAAAGCAAGUCUCGUUCUACGGUUCGAGCCUCCUCUUUGUGUUCGACGCGGACCCGGCUCCUGACCGCUUGCCGGUUCUCCGGGACUCCUCAGAUGGACCACCGGCUCUCUCUGUUCGGCGAACUCAAUACGCUGGAACGACGCAGACGCAAAGGCCGCCUGUCUUGCAGCAGAACGACAGAAGGGGAGGGGGGAAUGCGGCGAGGCGCCGCGACGCCCACAGAGCCGCGGAUGUCGAAUGUGCAGAAUGUGGGCGAAAGAGAGAAGCAGUUUACGACGCAAUUGUCGAAAGUUUCGGCGUGUACAUGGUCGACUUUGCCCAUGUGAAUUUCAGUCGAAAACAACAUGACCGCGGCUACCUUUUUGGCCUCGCCAACCUCCAGAGGCUGUUCGCCCGCGUCCUACACAGUCUCGGUUCUUCGCCUUCUCCGGCGAUAGCGGAGGCGGCGGUCGUGAGCGAAGAAGAGACGAGAGCGAAUUCAUCAGAAAGUGGAGAAAAGAAAAACGAGGCUGAGCCAAAGCACGACAGGGAGGGAAGGCCGUAAACACGCACUCAAUAGGGAUUGGGAAAACCACAAGGAACGGAACGAAGGAAAGGCGAAGGCGGGCAUCACACAGAUACAGUGUGUCAAGGGAGAUGCAUGCAAGACGUGUAUCUGAGGUCUGCGGACAGAAGAUCAGACAUGGAAAGGAGACAAAAACGCCUUCAAGAGGUGACAUUUUGUACAGACAGGCUACGCGAGAAGAAAGGGGAAAUGCGGGGACCGGCGAUGACAUUGACAAUGUGCUUGUUCCAGUGUCAUUUUUUUCUUGGGUCGGCUUCUCGGAGAUCUUUGGCGGACCUACUUGUCAGUUGACACAAAGCGACUGUGUUUUUUUGGUUCUUUUCGGCUUUUCAAGUUCUCUCUCCUUCGCUCGCCAUGCCGCCUGUCCCGCGCAGGCAGCCAAAUUAGGAAACUGCGGAACAGCGUCACACCCGUACAAAAAUCGGAGUUUCAUCUCUCCCGUGUGCGGAGCGAGCUCGCCGAAAGAGAGGCAAACUACCAUCUCGCUUGUGUCCGCAGAAACCACAAACUCUAAUGAAUAUGGAAGCGAACGUCGUAGUCGUUGCGAAGGUGAACCGCGACGAAU
Toxoplasma gondii ME49 is the source of this 9280-nucleotide messenger RNA. It is a transcript of the gene HDAC1, whose product is annotated as histone deacetylase HDAC1. Lineage: Eukaryota; Apicomplexa; Conoidasida; Eucoccidiorida; Sarcocystidae. The transcript has 4 exons. The coding region runs from base 1603 to 8694 and encodes 2363 amino acids. The record is from RefSeq and is a predicted model, not a curated record. Gene Ontology annotation, molecular function: kinase activity. Gene Ontology annotation, biological process: inositol phosphate biosynthetic process.